AUGAACUACAACUACCUUAUUGACAUUGUUCUUGGAGAAGGAGGAGUCGAAGAAAUCUUACAAGCAUCAGUCCUUAUGUACGUUUUGGUAAUGGGUCUGGUGGAUGUAAAAGGUCACUGCCUCAGCUGCAACUACAUUGGGGAGGAAGGGGGAGUUGUCAAAGACAAAUUCCCAGUGCGCAUACCAGAUGGUGUGAACCGUGAUGGAGGCAAUCUCAAUCUGGAGAAAGGAGGAAACGGAGGGAGAAAGCCGAGUACGAGCGAGAAGCCAGGCAACGUCAGAAAUGGACCAGGACGGACACAUUUGCCGCCGUACCAAUGUCCACACGGGAAACUUGCGAGGGCAGGAGAAGACGAAAUGUUGGAGAGGGUCCACCGCAGAGACACAGAGGCGACAGUUCGGACUAGAAAGGAAAGAAGAGGUACGGUUGAAUACGAACUCAGUGGCUGGGACCCUUUGCCAGAGGAUUUUCCACCAGAGAGAACGGCAAAUAGUUGCUACAUAGACAUCUUGAGCUCGCGCGCGUUCAAGAGCCGUGAACUAGUGAAAAAUCUACUUAACCGGUUUAAGAAUUGGAAGGAGAGCAAAUUUGAGGAAUCAUUCUGGGCAAAGAUGACUUUGGAUGAAAAGAAGAAAGCAGAUAGGAGCACAAUUGCAAAUAGACGGCUAUAUAACAGCAGCUCAUUUUUCUCUGCAAGCAGCAUCAGAAUUACGAAGAACUCCGAAGAGUUAUUCUCAGCAAAUUCCCCAGAGCACUUGGAUGAUUUAGCAGUUUCUUCAAGCCAACAGCACGAAAGCCAACCAAACUCUUUCACUGAUACCUCUACUGACUCAUACAUUGAUGAAGGUGACAUAUCAGAUGAUUCUCAGUCAGUAGAGGCCGGGGACGUUUUCGAUUUCCUGUCGACUACAGAAGGCGUAUAUGAUGUUUCCGUACCGUCAAUCACCAAAUCCUGGAAGGUAGUAUCAGGUUUCAAUGUUUCCGAGUCAUUCCUGCAGUACCGAGAGACCUGUAUUGAGAAGGCCAAAACUCAUCGAAACCUGGAGACACAUGAAGAAUUGGCGCUUAGUGGCAUAAUGCUGAUUGAUGAUAGCAUUUGUGAAGAACAUUACUUCCCUUUUGAACAUGUUGAAGAUGUUUUGCAGGAUAUUGAAGCUGUCGAUUAUUUCCACAUACCCAAUGCCGAUGAAGAAGAGUCUCGUCUAUGCCAGAAGUUUGCCUAUAAUAUGCAGCAGAGAAGGCUGAAUUAUGAUCAUGUUGACAGAAUUUUGGACGAUAUAAUCUAUUGUAUGAACUACUCUAUCCAUCCAAUCAACGAGGCAACACUUGUACACAAUACUAUCAAUGUGAUGAUCGAUGCGUACUUUAAAAACUCUCCCAUUAUCAAGUGCCUAAAUGCAGACAACAUGAGCUUUUCCUCAUCUGCCCGAUUUACCAAUAUGGACCCCUCUCUUGUGAACCAUAACAAGCGUCCCGAUUUUAGUAUAGUCUCAAACCGGGAGAAACACCUUCUUCUGACCUUAGAGGCCAAGCGUUGUGGUCGUAGCAUGUCCGGUGAUUUCUUCAAGCUUGCUAAAUUGCUGAAGGAUUCGUUAAACCAAAUUGAGGUAUUCGGGAUUGUUUAUGGGUUAGUAUCUCAAUAAUGGGAAAAGUAGAUACUGUAAGAGUGUUAUUUAUUAAAGAGACAAAAUAAUAUUGUUUAUAUCUGUU
Phycomyces blakesleeanus NRRL 1555(-) is the source of this 1711-nucleotide messenger RNA. RefSeq lists its product as hypothetical. NCBI's taxonomy places the organism in Eukaryota, Fungi, Mucoromycota, Mucoromycetes, Mucorales, Phycomycetaceae. The transcript has 6 exons. The coding region runs from base 1 to 1644 and encodes 547 amino acids. The record is from RefSeq and is a predicted model, not a curated record.